CAUAUAAUGUCUUGAUACGAGAUGGAUAUAUGCAUUGGAAAGAGGAAAAAGUUUUAGUUCCUCCAAUUCAUGAAAAAUUAACAUUGGGAAAAUGGUUCAUAUUUAUGUCUAAUCGUUUUUGGGAUAUUGCAUACAAUCGAGGAAAAAGUUUACUUUCAUUAAUUGAUGGGAAAACGAGUUUAUUACAAGUACUACUUGAACAUAGACCAAAUGCAUUAUACGACACAUUUAUAAAGAGUAAUGCUUUAGGACCAGAUUAUAUACUUGCUUUAGCCCAAGCAUUAUAA
Diversispora eburnea is the source of this 287-nucleotide messenger RNA. NCBI's taxonomy places the organism in Eukaryota, Fungi, Glomeromycota, Glomeromycetes, Diversisporales, Diversisporaceae. The record is from the annotation of a GenBank genome assembly.